Molecule: messenger RNA, 988 nt
Organism: Prosopis cineraria
Lineage: Eukaryota; Viridiplantae; Streptophyta; Magnoliopsida; Fabales; Fabaceae
Product: membrin-11-like
Exons: 5
Coding region: 78-749 (223 amino acids)
Biological process (GO): vesicle fusion; vesicle-mediated transport
Cellular component (GO): late endosome membrane; Golgi apparatus; endoplasmic reticulum membrane
Molecular function (GO): SNAP receptor activity; SNARE binding
Source: RefSeq, a predicted model, not a curated record
ACCUUCUUCCUCUGACACGUGAAAUAUCUGUAACUUCUCUCCCUCUCUCUCGGCCCCCCAUCCGAGCUCUCAGGACCAUGGUCAUGGACGGAAGCGGAGGAACCCUAUCGGAGAUUUACCAAAGCGCGAAGAAGAUCUUGCUGAGGACCCGCGAUGGCCUCGAACGCCUCGAGCGGCUCGAGUACUCCACUUCUACAGCGGGCAUGGAUACUGAGCUCGCCUUCGCCGUCAAGAAGGAUAUUACUCAGAUCCAAUCCCUAUGUGCUGAGAUGGACCGCCUCAUCGCUGCUAAGCCUCAACGCGAUCUCUGGAAAAGGAAAGUAGAACAAAUAGCUGAGGAGGCUGAAUCAUUGAGAGAAAGUUUGGAUAAAUAUAACUUCAGAAAUCAAAAACGAAUGACAGAAGCUAGGGAGAGGGCAGAACUGCUGGGACGAGCUAAUGGGGAUUCUGCUCACAUUUUGAGAAUUUUUGACGAGGAGGCACAAGCAAUGCAGUCAGUUCGUAAUUCCUCAAGGGAGCUGGAAAAUGCUAAUGCACUUGGGGAGUCCAUCCUGUCCUCAAUACAUGGGCAAAGGGAACGCUUAAAGGGUGCACAACGGAAAGCGUUAGAUAUCAUCAAUACAGUUGGGAUAUCAACUACCGUUUUGAGGCUUAUUGAGAGACGGCAUCGUGUUGACCAAUGGAUCAAAUAUGCAGGCAUGCUUUUUACUAUCAUUUUCUUGUUUGCGUUUAUUUUUUGGAGACGUUGACACUAUCACGUGUCGGUACUAAACUGGCAUGUUUGCGUUUUUUUGCCCGCCUUAAAAAAUUCUGUGGGGAAAUGCAUAUAGAAUUUAGAAAGAGGUCUAUCAGGCUGAGCAGCAGGACAGGAUAUAUGAUGAACAAAGCUGCGUAACCUCAUUAGCAUUUUAACGUACAGAAAGCUGCAUAUAUGUUUCAUUAAUGACAUUUUCCAGCUCUCCCCCCUGAAUAUUUUUUUUUUUUUAAA